Messenger RNA from Cuscuta campestris, 1025 nucleotides. The record is from the annotation of a GenBank genome assembly. Lineage: Eukaryota; Viridiplantae; Streptophyta; Magnoliopsida; Solanales; Convolvulaceae.
GAAUCCCUAGCCAAUUUUUUUCAUCCUUAAUGUCUGCCCCAGUUCCUGAACCUCCUCCUGCGUUUGCUGUUGCUGCUGCCAGCAUCUCGACAGGUACUACGACCAUCCCGAGUGCUGCAGCGACCAUCCCGGGUGCUGCUGCUGUCCUUCAACCAGGCAGAGAUGAGGACCUGCGAAGAGAACAAAGAUCAUGCAAGACCAGGCUAUCAAACAGUCAAAGGCAAAGAAUUGUAGAAGCAAUUCUACCAUAUGCAAAAAAAAAACAUUCAGGUGAGUACACAGCUCAGAAAGCAAUAAUCAGCAAGGUUGCUGAUGAAUUCAAUGUUUCCAGAAGAAGCAUAGGAGACAUAUGGAGCAGAGGUAGAAAAUACCCAAAGGACAACCAUCAGAUCACUAGCUGCUGCACUCGAAAUAUUAUUUGGCCAACUCUGAAAUGGAUCCUUACAGAACUUGUAAGUCAAAGAGAUUCAUCACCAAGAAGCAUUGUGCUUCAGCAAGACAAUGCCAGACCCCACAUUUCUGGGACAAACCAAGACUUCAUGACAGCAGGAAAUGCAAAUGGUUUCAACAUUACAUUAAGUAACCAACCCCCUAACUCCCCAGACCUAAACAUACUUGACUUGGGGUUUUUUAGAGCCAUCCAAUCUCUGAAAGAGAAGUGUGCUCCAAAAAAUGUGGCAGAACUUGUGGAAGCAGUUAGGGGUGCAUAUGCAGCUCUUACAGCAGAGACAUUGAACAAGGUAUGGUUAAGCUACCAAGAUGUGAUGCAGCAAGUUAUGAAUGAUGAAGGAGGAAACAAGUACAAACUACCACAUAUGGCCAAGGAUAGAUUGGCUAGACAAGGAGCACUACCAGUGUGUCUAAAUGUACCACAUACAUUGGUGGAGAAGGCAGUAAGGGUCCUUGCCCAAGCUACUGGACAAAGUGAACAGCAAGACCAGCCUGAGUUCAUGCCUGAAGAUGGAGAAGACUUCUCAUCUUCAGAGAUGAACUAAGUGUUUAUGAAAUGAACACAAUCUUUUUGA